Prorocentrum cordatum is the source of this 315-nucleotide messenger RNA. Lineage: Eukaryota; Dinophyceae; Prorocentrales; Prorocentraceae. The record is from the annotation of a GenBank genome assembly.
AUGCUGCUCUCGAACAUUCCCAUCCUCCACAUCAUCCCCCUGCUCAGUUGGGCACUCACGCGGGCAAUAUUGGCCGCAUUCGGGCCCUCUGCGACUGUCAAGGACCUCUUGAAGGUAGAUGUUGCCAACAAGUACAGAAUCUCAAUUAUUUGCCUCUGCCUUGCCGAAGGCAUACCUAUGGGACCAAGUCUGCGAUGCUAUAUGGAUUUGGUGAUGCGCGUGCUGGUCCUCUACACUGUUGACGCACAUGGCCAUCGCAAAAUAAUUAAGCCGACAAGGAGGCCCAAAGAGGACAGAAACCGAGAGGAGCUGUAA